This is a messenger RNA of Echinops telfairi (small Madagascar hedgehog), 1725 nucleotides long. RefSeq names its product protocadherin beta-14-like. The coding region runs from base 1 to 1725 and encodes 574 amino acids. The transcript has 2 exons. NCBI's taxonomy places the organism in Eukaryota, Metazoa, Chordata, Mammalia, Afrosoricida, Tenrecidae. Gene Ontology annotation, cellular component: plasma membrane. The record is from RefSeq and is a predicted model, not a curated record. Gene Ontology annotation, molecular function: calcium ion binding. Gene Ontology annotation, biological process: homophilic cell-cell adhesion.
AUGUUGCCUGAAGGAGCCGCAGAGACCAGAGAGGCGCUAGCUCUGCAGACAAGGCAAGUCUUAAUUCUCUUUGUUUGGCUGGGAUUGUCUCAGGCGGCACUGGAAUCUGGGCGCUAUUUUGUUGCGGAGGAAAAUGAAAUUGGCUCCUUUGUAGUCAACCUGGCAAGGGACUUAGGGUUGAGGGUGGAGGAGCUCUCCUCCCGGGAGGCACGGGUGGUGUCUGAUGAUAACCCAAAGUAUUUGCACCUUGAUGUGCUGACCGGAGAUUUGAUCUUAAAUGAGAAACUGGACCGAGAGGAGCUAUGCAGCUCCACCCAGCCCUGUGUGCUGCAUUUUCAAGUAUUACUGAAAAAUCCUUUACAGUUUUUUCGGGCUGAGCUGCACAUCCAAGAUAUAAAUGAUCACGCUCCUACAUUCCUGGACAAGGAAAUACUUCUGAAAGUAUCAGAAAGCACCGCGAUCGGGAGCACGUUCCUGAUGGAGAGUGCUCAAGACUCAGACAUAGGAAGCAAUGGUCUUCAAAACUACACAAUUAGUUCGAAUUCAUAUUUCUACAUUAAAAUCCGAGACAGCAGUGAAGGACAGAAAUCCCCAGAGCUGGUCCUGAACAGACCAUUGGAUCACGAACAGGAGCCCGAACUUAGAUUAACACUUACAGCGGUGGACGGUGGGUCCCCACCCAGGUCGGGAACCACCACGGUGAUCAUCAAAGUCUUGGACAUCAAUGACAACGCCCCUGAGUUUCCACAGGGGCUCUACGAGGUGCAGGUCUUGGAGGACAUGUCCCUUGGCUCUUGCAUUAUCACGGUCUCUGCUAAGGAUUUGGAUUCAGGAAAUUAUGGGGAAAUAGCUUACACAUUUUUCCAUGCAUCCGAAGACAUUCGUAAAACAUUUGAAAUCAACCCAACAUCAGGAGAUGUUCACUUAAGAGCUUUCCUGGAUUUUGAAGUGACACAAUCCUAUACUAUAAAUAUCCAGGCAACGGAUGGUGGGGGUCUUUCAGAAAAAUGCCUUCUUCUGAUUAAAGUCGUGGAUAUCAAUGAUAACCCACCAGAAGUGACUAUUUCUUCAAUUACAAACAGAAUUCCAGAGAAUACACCUGAGAUACUUAUCGCUGUUUUUAGUGUUCGAGACAAAGAUUCUGGGGACAAUGGGAAGGUGACCUGUUCUAUUCAGGAUGACCUCCCAUUUAUUCUUAAACCCACCUUCAAGAAUUUCUUCACUCUAGUUAAUGACAAAGCACUUGACAGAGAGAUUAGAGCCGAGUACAACGUCACCAUCACCGUCACCGACUUGGGGUCCCCCAGGCUGAAAACCGAGCACACCAUCAGGCCCUACGUGGCGCGGCCCGAGGGCGCCCGCGACCAGGCGCAGGCCGACGGGCUCACGGUCUACCUGGUCAUUGCGUUGGCCUCGGUGUCUUCGCUCUUCCUCUGCUCUGUGCUCCUGUUUGUGGCUGUGAGACUGUGCAGGAGGAGGAGGGCCGCAGCGGAGUGUCGCUACCCGGUUCCUGAGGGCUACUUUCCAGACCAUUUGAUGGACGUGAGUGGCAUGGGGACCUUGUCCCGUAGCUACCAGUAUGAGGUGUGUCUGACAGGAGGUUCUGGAACUAAUGAGUUUAAAUUUCUGAAGCCGAUUAUUCCUAACCUCCCAGUCCAAGAUUCUGGAAGGAAUGUAGGUGGAAACUCCAACUCCCGGAGUAGUUUUGGAUUCAACAUCCAAUAG